AAGUUCGAAGUUGUAAUAAAAGUGUAAAACAAAUAAAUUCGUGAUUUCAUUCUGCGUAAUUUGAUUCAUCAUUUGAUUAAUAGUUUGUCGUCCUUCAACGAGCGAUGUUCGGUUAUUGAAACUGUUAUCGUAGAUAAAAAUAAUUAUCUUGCUUCGGUCUCGGUAUCUCUUGAAGAGUUGACUGCUGACUCAUUUCGUGCCAAAAAGUUUCCGUCGUUUUAAUGUUGAUAAACACCUGACAUUGGAGUAUUUUUUGUCCAGUAACUGCCGAAAACCGAAAUGUUUGGACGCAAAACUAGCAGUGCUCCUUCGAAGCCGUCAGCCGACAGACCGAGGAAAAAUUUAUCCCAGUAUGGAUUGUUGGAUAUCGAUAACAUGUCAAAUAUAGACGAUUUUGGGCACAUGGAUGACGACGAUGAUGACGAUGAUUUGGAAGCGGAACUUUUAGCUUUAACGAAGAAAAACGCACCUAAACCAAAAGUUAAAGCCAAACCGGUAGUUGAUCCUGCCGAAUUGGAUAGAAUGGUACAGGAAAGCUUACGCGAUAUACCCUCUGACGAUGAUGUGUCUUCGGGCGAAGAUGAUCCCAGCCUAUUGGCUGAGUUACACGAACUACAAUCUGAUGGAGAAAAUGAAGAGUCAUCGCAUCCAGCUCCAGUUCAACCAGUAGUGACAUCAUCUACGAAAGAUAUAUUAGAAGAACGACUGAAAUUAUAUCAAGCUGCCGAACAAAACGCUAAAAAUGCCGGCGAUUCUACGAAAGCUAGAAGAAUGACGCGAGGUAUUACUACUUUGAAAGAUUUAUUAAGGAGAGCGAACUCCGGAGCUACUAUUAACGUAGAUGAUAUUCCACCAGUCGUUUCGACCGGAUCUUCUAAACCUCCUCCAACGCCAGCUGAAACGCCUGAAAAACCACCCGAACAUAGUGUACCGACUCCUCCGAGCGUUUCUUCGGUUCCUCCGCCGAUACCGCCUCGUUCUUAUCCGUCAUCGCCAGUUGAAGAUUCCAAUACCCGUCAAGUUGAAACUCGAUCAAGCGGAAGUGCCAAUAAUGUAAUUGAUAUAUUGAAAGAACGUGAAAUGCAAUAUAAGAAAGGCGCUGUUUUCGCCAAGAAAAAUGGAGAUCUUCAGACUGCAUUAGCUUAUAUGAAAAUCGUCAAGGGCUUGGAACCACUUAUCAAAGAAGUCGAAGCAGGAGCUAUGGUUAAUUUAGAUUCAUUACCUCCUGCUUUACCGGAUUCGUUGCCAAGUCCGGCUACAAAAUCGGUCAGCCCUCCGCCCUCACUGAAACGUCAAGAAAGUGAAAAACAAACGUCAACUUCGCCGAGUGUGAUAUCCGAAGAACAUCAAAAGAGCAUCGAUACGCCUCAACCGACAGUUUCAAGUCCAAACGUUAUACCACAACCAAAAACUGUUUUGGAGGCUUUAGAACAACGCAUGAAAUUAUUUAAAGAUAGAGAAGAAACAGCAAAAAAAGAAAACGAUAGUGGCAAAGCUCGUAGAAACGCGCGUAUCGUUAAACAAUACGAAGACGCUAUUAAACUUCACAAAGCUGGAAAACCGAUUCCUGCGGACGAAUUACCAACACCUCCUGGCUGGCCACCAAUUCCGUCAAGUGACAGUAAACCAAGCACUUCUUCGAUCGAAACUCCAAAAUCUCACGAUACGCCUGAUAAAGAACCUGAGAAAACACCUGUGAGAGUACCUAGUGCUGUAGCUACCAAAGGCCAUUCCGCUGCUCACGUUUCACGAAAUGAAAAACAACUCGAACAGAUUCUAGAGAGACAAAAAGCUUUCAAAAACGCUGCAUUAAAAGCCAAACAAGACGGCGAUAUGGUAAAAGCUAAAGAAUAUCUACGAGUUGUAAUGGGCAUUCAACCAAUGAUCGAUGCAUCCAAGAGCGGAAUACCUAUUGAUUUAAAUUCGCUUCCUGUCCUGCCUAGUGAGAAUAUUUCUGUGGAUGAACCUAGUGGAGAUGUUAUACAGUUGAGUAACUGUAUCCCAGGAAGUGAUCUAGACGUUUACCAUAAACUAGAAACUGAUCUUACGCAUCAAAUAGAGCUAUGUUCUACUACUAAAGAACAUUUCAAAGCCAUAGGUGAUAUUGUGAAUGCCAACAGAUUCGAUCAAUUAGGUUUGCAAUGUAAAAAAGAUUUGAAGUUUGUGCGACUGGCGAAUAGCAGCAAUUUAAGAGUACCUAAAUUUCAUUACGAGUCGAAAUCCUUUUCGAUUGUUCAAUGUAAUACUGAUUUGACUGAUAACGAUGUUGAAGUAUCUGUUGUUCAAGGAGUGAAUUAUAAUGUUCCAAAUCCGAAAGAAAUCGAUACCUAUGUCAAAUUGCAGUUCCCUUAUCCAACGGAAACUCCUCAGCAAUACAAAAGCGCAGUCGUAUACAAUACAAAUAAUCCUGCGUACAAUUUUAUCACAACUUUUGCUAUUGACAGAAAUUCCAGGCCAUGUCAGCGAAUUUUCAAACGUCAAGUAUUAAAAUGUGAAAUUUGGUCCAAAGGUUCUUAUUGUUGUUGCUUCAGCGGAUUCUUCAGAAGCGAUUCUCUACUUGGUACCGCUAGUGUGAAAUUGGCUCCGCUGGAAACUCAAUGUACGCUUCAUGACGCUUACGAUUUAAUGGAUGGUCGUAGAACGGUUGGUGGUAAAGUUGAGCUGAAAAUUAGAAUACGAGAUCCUAUUGCUCGAAAACAAGUUGAACACGUUGAAGAAAAAUGGCUGAUAAUUGAUUCGUGAUGAGUGUAGAUGAAUUUUUUCCUCGUCAUACAAAACUGUUCGUUGAGCUCAGAUUUUAAUUUUUAUUCGCUAAUUUUUUUUUCAAACUAUGUUUUAUAUCUAUAUUCGAAUGAAUUGCAUUCUUAUUGUUUUAUUCUAAGGGGAAAAAAUUUCCACCAGGGAAUUUUCCGUAAAUCGUAAUGGGAAAUAUACUGUUUCUUAUAUAAAUCAGUUACUUACUUACUUUUUAAAUGUGUUUUUCAUUUUUACGAAUACUUACGUAGUUAUUGAUAAUUUAGCUGUAUCAAUUUUGAAAUUAUAUUUCAAAUGUAAACAUCAUUCUGGUAUUCGCGUUUUGAAUUUUAUACUACAUAUAUUAUGGGGAUGUUCAAAUUUUAUACUGGUGAAUUUUCUUGUUCGCAAAUCGUAUUGUUAAGUUAUUUUUUCUAUCAACUUAAGUAUUUGUUUAUCUAGGCCUGUUUUAUAUUUUGAGGCACAACUUCAUAAAAACAAAAUGUGAUCAGUUCUGUUACCUGUACCCUUUACCUACCCAUGCUUUUUUUACGUACUAUGACAAUUGCUUUUGUAUCUGUAUUGUACAGGUUUUCAGUAUCUUUUCAGCUGGUGAAAUAAAUCUGUUUACCUAUUUUUA
Molecule: messenger RNA, 3373 nt
Organism: Planococcus citri (citrus mealybug)
Lineage: Eukaryota; Metazoa; Arthropoda; Insecta; Hemiptera; Pseudococcidae
Gene: l(2)gd1
Product: lethal (2) giant discs 1
Exons: 16
Coding region: 280-2742 (820 amino acids)
Biological process (GO): regulation of transcription by RNA polymerase II
Cellular component (GO): nucleus
Molecular function (GO): RNA polymerase II cis-regulatory region sequence-specific DNA binding; DNA-binding transcription repressor activity, RNA polymerase II-specific
Source: RefSeq, a predicted model, not a curated record